Messenger RNA from Colletotrichum orchidophilum, 768 nucleotides. RefSeq lists its product as uncharacterized. The coding region runs from base 1 to 768 and encodes 255 amino acids. The transcript has a single exon. The record is from RefSeq and is a predicted model, not a curated record. NCBI's taxonomy places the organism in Eukaryota, Fungi, Ascomycota, Sordariomycetes, Glomerellales, Glomerellaceae.
AUGGAACCAGCCCAGUACACGGAGGGCCUGUCGCCAUCAUACCAAAACGACACCAGACUUACAUCGCGCAACUCUCAACAACAACAAUCACGCCCUCGACCCAAGUCUCAACCUUCUAAACAGCGAAGGGGACCAGCGCGUCUACAUGGAUCAGAUCCAAAGAGGAUAUCUGUGUCGGACGGUUCUGACCGUGAGCGUGAGACUGGCGACGUCGAGGAGGUCGCCCGCAAACCGAGGCCUAGUACCUCAGGCUCAGUACAGUCAGGUUCAAGGCCUGCGAGGAGACGACCGGCAGCACCUAGGCCUGUGUCGGCGCCAUCGACAGCGAUACCUUCGGAAGAUGAGCACCUAGUCGACCCGGUACCACUUAGACCAGGCAUAUCCAACCGGCGGGCCGCGCCAAAGAGGACACCGCGCCUCGGCGAGAAUAGCGCGUCCGCGCUGGCAUCUGAUACCGAUACCACAAGCAGCUCAUCAUCAUCGUCGUCGGCUUUCCAGCCUUUCCGGCGACCUCCGGCAGCGCGCAGGCCGCGGACGGACAUGGGUCUUUCCUUGAGAGCACCGAUAGGCGACAUGCCCGAGGACGGGGGCGAGCUACCUCCUGGUGGUCCCGACUUCUCUACACCUCGGCCGGAGCGCGAGAAGAAUCCGCGCGAUAUCCUGAAUGAAGGCGAGCGAGGCUUUAUCGUGGACCUCAGGCUCAACCUGGAUGUGGAGGUUCAUAUCAAGGCGAAGCUUACGGGUGACCUGACAUUAUCAGUACUGUAA